This is a messenger RNA of Ficedula albicollis (Collared flycatcher), 1071 nucleotides long. RefSeq names its product microtubule associated protein 6 (gene MAP6). NCBI's taxonomy places the organism in Eukaryota, Metazoa, Chordata, Aves, Passeriformes, Muscicapidae. Bases 1 to 1071 code for a protein of 356 amino acids. Gene Ontology annotation, cellular component: Golgi-associated vesicle; cis-Golgi network; dendrite. The transcript has 6 exons. Gene Ontology annotation, biological process: regulation of microtubule cytoskeleton organization; dendrite morphogenesis; microtubule cytoskeleton organization. The record is from RefSeq and is a predicted model, not a curated record. Gene Ontology annotation, molecular function: calmodulin binding; microtubule binding.
AUGUGUACAAAGGGUGUGGGGGAGAAUGUGUACAGACAGUAUGUGAGCGAGUACCAGCCCUCGGACACUCCCUUCGAGAAGGAGACGCAGUACCAGAAGGAUUUCCGCGCCUGGCCCAUCCCCAAGCGGGGCGACCAUCCCUGGAUCCCCAAACCGGGACCUUCCCCCGUGCUGGCCCUGGACCGCGCUCCGCCGGAGAAAGCGGCUCAGGAGAAGCGGCGGAAGGUGCAGCUCGCUCCCGAGAAGAAGGAGGAGCACGCCGAGGCGGAGGAUGAGCAUCCCAAAGCGGCGCGGCCCGGGGAUGGGAGAGACAAGGGUCGGAAGAAGGCGGAGGAGGCGGGCGGGCAGCCGGCCGAGCCGAGCAGGGGCCGGGCUGCUGCCGAUGCUGUCAACAGGCAGAUCAAAGAGGAGGUGGCGGCGGGGGUCAGCUCGUCCUACAGAAAUGAGUUCAGACCCUGGAUAGAUGUCAAGCCCGUGAAAGCGAUAAAAGCAAAGAACCAGUACAAGCCUCCAGAGGAGAAAAUGACCCAUGAAACCAGUUACAGUGCCCAGUUCAAGGGGGAAACCAGCAAGCCUUCUCCAGCUGAUAACAAAUACCUGGAACGCAGGAGGAUACGCACUCUCUACAGCGAGCCCUACAAAGAACCUCCCAAGGUGGAAAAGCCUAGCAUAAAGCCUUCCAAACCAAAAAAGACCACAACAAGCCAUAAACCUCUGAAAAAGGCCAAAGACAAGCAGAUUGCAUCUGGCCGGGCUGCCAAGAAAAAGAGCGCCGAGACCUCCAACACUGCAAAGCCAGAGGAUAAGGAGAAAAGUAAAGAGAGAGAUUGCAGGAUGAGCAUAUCUGUGAGGACUAAGAGGGACUGCAGGGUGGAAAAGCCUAGCAUAAAGCCUUCCAAACCAAAAAAGACCACAACAAGCCAUAAACCUCUGAAAAAGGCCAAAGACAAGCAGAUUGCAUCUGGCCGGGCUGCCAAGAAAAAGAGCGCCGAGACCUCCAACACUGCAAAGCCAGAGGAUAAGGAGAAAAGUAAAGAGAUGAACAAUAAACUGGCUGAGGCAAAAGAGUAA